Akanthomyces muscarius is the source of this 1593-nucleotide messenger RNA. RefSeq lists its product as uncharacterized. Gene Ontology annotation, molecular function: glycerol kinase activity. The transcript has 3 exons. Gene Ontology annotation, cellular component: mitochondrion. Gene Ontology annotation, biological process: triglyceride metabolic process; glycerol metabolic process; glycerol-3-phosphate biosynthetic process. The record is from RefSeq and is a predicted model, not a curated record. The coding region runs from base 1 to 1593 and encodes 530 amino acids. Lineage: Eukaryota; Fungi; Ascomycota; Sordariomycetes; Hypocreales; Cordycipitaceae.
AUGCUCGCCAACCUCAUCUCCCAAACUCACAACAGACUCAUCAACGCCAUGACUCCUUCAGGGGACAAUGUAUUCGUCGGUGCCAUCGACCAGGGCACCACGAGUACCCGCUUUCUCAUCUUCAACACCAAUGGCGAGGUCGUCGCCCUCCACCAGAUUGAAUUCAAGCAAAUCUACCCCCAGCCUGGCUGGCACGAGCAUGACCCUGAAGAGCUGGUGAGCUCCGUCGAGCAGUGCAUCGACGGCGCCGUCGCCGCCUUCGAGGAGCAGGGCCACUCCCGCAGCCAGAUCGCUGCUGUCGGCAUCACCAACCAGCGCGAGACCACCAUCGUCUGGGACAAGAACACGGGCAAGGCGCUUCACAAUGGCAUCGUCUGGACCGAUACCCGCUCCCAGGAGCUCGUCCGCCGCCUCAAGAACCGCCUCGGCUCCGGGGAGCUGACCCGCCGCUGCGGCCUGCCCCUGUCCACCUAUUCCUCCGUCGGCAAGCUGCUCUGGCUGCUCGAGAACGUCCCCGACGUCAAGAAGGCGUACGACAGUGGCGAUCUCGCCUUCGGCACCGUCGACGCCUGGCUCGCCUACAAGCUCAACGGCGGCCCCAAGAAGAACGUCCACGUCUCGGACCCCUCCAACGCCUCGCGCACCAUGUUCAUGAACCUCGAGAAGCUCGAGUACGACGACGAGCUCCUCGACUGGUUCCGCAUUGAUCGCAACAAGAUUCAGCUCCCAAAGAUUGUCCGCUCUUCCGACCCCGAGGCCUUUGGCACCCUCGCCAACACGGCCCUCAAGGGCAUCAAGAUUACCGGCUGCCUGGGCGACCAGUCUGCUGCCCUUGUCGGCCAAAAGGGCAUCACCCCCGGCCUGGCCAAGAACACCUACGGCACCGGCUGCUUCCUCCUCUACAACGUCGGCCCCAAGCCCAUCUUCUCCACCCACGGCCUCCUGUCCACUGUCGCUUUUGACUUUGGCCCAGGCAAGACCAUGUACGCCCUCGAGGGCAGCAUCGCCGUCGCCGGUUCCAGCAUCAAGUUCCUCGUCGACAACCUCGGCUUCAUCGAGUCGUCGUCCAAGCUGAGCGCUCUCGCCGAGACUGUCGAGGACAACGGUGGCUGCACCUUUGUCACCGCCUUUAGCGGUCUGUUUGCGCCCUACUGGAUCGACGAUGCCCGCGGUACCAUCUUCGGCAUCACGGCCUACACGAAGCGCGGCCACAUUGCCCGUGCCACCCUCGAGGCUACCUGCUUCCAGACCAAGGCCAUCCUCGACUCGAUGGAGAAGGACAGUGGCCAGGCUCUGACUGAGCUGGCCGUUGACGGUGGCAUGUGCAACUCGGAUCUCAUCAUGCAGACACAAUCCGAUUUCAUUGGCAUGCCCGUCAUCCGCCCUGCCAUGCGCGAGACGACUGCUCUCGGCGCUGCCAUUGCCGCCGGUCUGGCCGUCGGCGUCUGGAACAGCCUCGACGACCUGAAAAAUGUCAACACCGAGGGCCGCACAACCUUUAGCCCCCAGAUCACCACCGAAGACGCCAGCAAGCGCUUCGCCCGCUGGGAGAAGGCUGUUGAGAUGAGCAAGGGCUGGGCCAACUAUCCCUAA